Fusarium musae is the source of this 669-nucleotide messenger RNA. RefSeq lists its product as uncharacterized. The transcript has a single exon. Bases 1 to 669 code for a protein of 222 amino acids. NCBI's taxonomy places the organism in Eukaryota, Fungi, Ascomycota, Sordariomycetes, Hypocreales, Nectriaceae. The record is from RefSeq and is a predicted model, not a curated record.
AUGGCUCUCCUAUUUGCGUCGAUAUGGGAUAUCACAGCGCUGCCGCCGCGCGAAGCUCCGAGAUAUGGCUGGUGGGAAGAUCUCGAAACACCAGCGGCCAGACUUUGGCAAAAUCAUACCAGAGACCUCAACCUCAACUAUGAGAUUUCAAGAGGUUUCAGCGCGAGUCAAUAUGUACCACGAAUCUUGAACGGUGACCCUAAAAGUAGUCGAACAAGUUUCAUAGCGACCUUCUUCUAUCUUUGUUCUGAGCUGGGCGACAGAUACUUCGACGUAACCAUGAUCGAUUGGCUUCUUGAACAACUGAUAGAUGAUGUUAAUGCAGGCGAAGAACAUCUGAGGAUGAGUGAAUGGACACAGUCACUCUGGUUAUUUUGCGUACUGUUUGGAGCGUCCAUAGCGUUCACUGGCCGGGCCAAUAAUGUAAUCGAAGAAAGACAACUGAGCAAAUGGCGAGGCGUUUACGGCGACAAAAUGAAACUGGCCAGUCGAGAGCUGGGAAUCAAAAGCUGGCAGUCAGCCCGGGCGAUGCUGGCUGAGGUGGUGGGAGGGAUAGACGGCGAAUUAGAAAAGGGUCUAGAGGAGUUAUGGAAUGAGGGGAUAUCAGGAGAGACAUCGGGCGAGAGCAGUGCAAGUCCAGCAGUGGUAGAGCUGUCAGAAUCCGACUAA